AUGUCCACUGAGAAGGAGAGAGAGAAUCAGGUUUACAUGGCCAAGCUUGCUGAGCAGGCCGAGAGAUAUGAAGAAAUGGUUGAAUGCAUGAAGACAGUAGCAAAACUUGAUCUUGAGCUAACUGUGGAAGAGAGGAACCUCCUCUCCGUGGGAUAUAAAAACGUCAUUGGUGCACGGCGAGCCUCUUGGCGCAUUAUGUCUUCAAUUGAACAGAAGGAAGAGUCUAAAGGAAAUGAGAACAAUGUGAAACUGAUCAAGAGUUACUGCCAAAAAGUCGAAGAGGAACUAUCGAAAAUUUGCAAUGACAUUCUGACAAUUAUUGACCAGCAUCUGAUUCCUUCUUCCACCUCAUCAGGAGAAGCUACUGUUUUCUAUUAUAAGAUGAAAGGUGACUAUUUUCGAUAUCUUGCUGAGUUCAAGUCCGACCAAGAAAGGAAGGAAGCAGCUGAGCAGUCACUAAAAGGAUAUGAAGCUGCUUCAGCCGCUGCAAGCACAGAUCUUCCAUCAACACACCCAAUCCGGCUUGGACUUGCACUCAACUUCUCUGUCUUUUAUUAUGAGAUAAUGAACUCCCCUGAAAGGGCUUGUCAUUUGGCUAAACAAGCUUUCGAUGAGGCAAUAGCUGAGCUAGACACCUUAAGUGAAGAGUCAUACAAGGACAGCACUUUGAUCAUGCAGUUGUUGAGAGACAACCUGACUCUCUGGACCUCUGAUUUGCCUGAGGAUGGAGGUGAAGAAAUCAAAACAGAAGAAACCAAACCUGCUGAACCUGAGGUAUACAGAAAACAACGUGCAAACAUUUCUGUUGACAAUUUUUUUUCUUUUUAUGUACAGCAUUAA
Gastrolobium bilobum is the source of this 840-nucleotide messenger RNA. RefSeq names its product 14-3-3-like protein GF14 iota. Gene Ontology annotation, cellular component: cytoplasm. The transcript is spliced from 7 exons. Gene Ontology annotation, biological process: signal transduction. NCBI's taxonomy places the organism in Eukaryota, Viridiplantae, Streptophyta, Magnoliopsida, Fabales, Fabaceae. The record is from RefSeq and is a predicted model, not a curated record. Bases 1 to 840 code for a protein of 279 amino acids.